AUGGUCUACCACGACAAGCCUGAUGAGCUGGCGGGUGAGGAGUUUGAGCUCCCGCACGACCACGACGACAAUGCGCCGUUGCUUCCUCGCUACGAAGGUCCUUCCUCUUCCUCGCUGCCAGCACACCCGAAAUACACUCGCAGCGGACCACGUCGCCGCAGGCCGUUCCUCUGGAUCUGCAUUCUGCUCGCUAUCCUGAUUCCGAGUGCCGGUUUUGCUGCGUGCUACUACGAGCGCAAGGGCGGCAAAGCCCUCCGCUACGACGGCCUCCCUGACAAGGCCAAGGAGUGGCUUGACAAGGUCUGGGGACCUCACACCGGCUCUGCUGAGAAUGACGACUUCCCCGCUGAGGCUGCGCUCGUUGUCACGGCUCCUGCGCUUCCCGAGUAUACGGGGGUGAGCCCGAUCGUCCCUCCGCAGAACUCCAAGUUCAAGGACUUCAGCAUCAUCAAGCACUGGGGCAACCUCAGCCCGUAUCACUCUGUCAAGUCCCAUGGUCUCCCGUCGUCGAGCCAGAUCGUACCGAAGGGCUGCGAGCUGGAGCAGAUGCACUGGCUCCAGCGCCACGGUGCUCGCUACCCUACCACGAAUCCCAAUGGACCCGCCGGGCUCGCUACUCGCCUGAAGGCGGCCAAGUUCAAGGCCUCUGGCAAGCUCAAAUUCCUCAACGACUGGGACUACAAGCUCGGUGCUGAGCUCCUCACGCCAUUCGGACGCAGCCAGCUGUACAACCUCGGUGUCUCAGCCCGCAUCAAGUAUGGCUUCCUUCUGGAUCGCAUGAACGGCACCAAGCCCGUGUUCCGCACCGAGAGCCAGGACCGCAUGCUCCGCUCCGCUCAGAACUUUGCCGCGGGCUUCUUCGGCAUCCCUGACGAGGACCAGUACAACCUGCUCGUCAUGAUCGAGGCGCCUGGCUUCAACUGCUCGCUCGCACCUUACCAUUCGUGUCCCAACGACAACAAGCUGUACCCGAACGUCAACGCCAAGCUGGCCACCUGGGACUUUAUCUAUCUCAAGGAUGCCCGCAAGCGCCUCCAAAAGAUGGUCAAGGGCUACGACAUCACCAUUCAGGACGCCCGUGACAUGACCGUUGCCCUUGGUCACUCCGCCUUCUGCGAGCUGUUCACUGAGAAGGAGUGGCGAGGCUACGAAUACCGCAGCAGCAUCUACUGGUGGUAUGCUGCGAGCUUCGGCAGUCCCGUUGCCCGUGCCGAGGGUCUGGGCUACCUGCAGGAGCUUACUGCGCGUCUUACUGAGACCCCGAUUACCGAGUUCAACUCGUCGAUCAACUCGACGUAUCACACCGACACACGCUUCCCCCUCGGUUACCCGCUCUAUGCCGACUUCACACACGACACGACCUUCGCGCAGCUUCUGCCGACGAUGAACCUGACGACGUUCGCCAAGGCGGGCCCACCACCGCUCGACCACAUCCCGGACAACUGGCCCUUCAUCGCUGCUAAGUUCUCGCCAUUUGCCGCGAACAUGCAGGUGCAGGUUCUGUCGUGUCCCGCGCGCACGGAGAAGGAUGCCGACUUUGACACGAACAUGUUUGAGGACCUCCUCGGCAACCUCAAGGAAUGGUGGCCGUUCGGCAAGCAUGGCUACGCGCUGAAGGAGAAGCGCAUGAACGUCGUCAAGCCUGCCGGCCCGCUCAACUGGCCGUCUGCCUCUUCGGCUGCCCCUGAGCCGACCCCGACCGAGGAGCCCGAGGAGGAGCAGCCUGAGCCUGAGGACGAGGAGGACGAGGAGGCCCCCACUGGCGAGAGGAAGCGCUUCGUGCGCCUCAUCCUGAACGAUGCCGCCGUUCCGCUGACCGGCAUCCGCGGGUGCAAGAAGGACCGUGACGGACUGUGCGAGUUUAACGCUUUCGUGUCGAGCAUGCGUGAGCUCAUUGCGGGCGUCGAUUUUGCCUACGACUGCAACGCCGACUACGACAUCACCGAGGAGGUCACAAACGGCCAGCCGAACCGCCGCCACUAG
This is a messenger RNA of Trichosporon asahii var. asahii CBS 2479, 1983 nucleotides long. RefSeq names its product phytase. NCBI's taxonomy places the organism in Eukaryota, Fungi, Basidiomycota, Tremellomycetes, Trichosporonales, Trichosporonaceae. Gene Ontology annotation, molecular function: acid phosphatase activity. The record is from RefSeq and is a predicted model, not a curated record. Bases 1 to 1983 code for a protein of 660 amino acids. The transcript has 3 exons.